CACCGUGGCAAGGUGCUUCGUCAUCACGCAACCCAGGAAGUGCUAAGCCGGAUAGCUUAGUUUUGUUUUGACAAUGAUGGAGGAAGAAGAAUUUGAAUUUACCGAAGAUUUAGAGGCAAUUUUGCAUCUAACUCCGGAGGUGCAACUAGCCAUUGAACAGGUUUUCCCCAGCCAGGACCCUCUGGACAGAGCAGACUUCAAUGCUGUGGAGUACAUCAACACACUCUUCCCCACCGAGCAGUCUUUGGCGAAUAUCGAUGAUGUUGUAAAUAAAAUUCGACUGAAGAUAAGGCGUCUUGACGAUGAUAUCAGGACGGUAGUGAGAGGUCAGACCAACGUGGGACAGGACGGCAGACAGGCUUUGGAAGAGGCCCAGAUAGCCAUCCAGCAACUCUUUGGCAAAAUCAAAGACAUUAAGGACAAGGCAGAGAAGUCGGAACAAAUGGUUAAGGAGAUAACGAGGGACAUCAAGCAGUUGGAUCAUGCCAAGCGCCACCUUACUACUUCCAUAACCACCCUCAACCACCUGCACAUGUUGGCGGGGGGUGUCGACUCUUUAGAAGCCAUGACCAGAAAGCGGCAGUAUGGAGAGGUGGCCAACUUGCUGCAGGGAGUGGUUAAUGUGCUUGAACACUUCCAAAAAUACAUGGGCAUACCCCAGAUCAGGCAGCUUUCAGAGAGAGUGAAGGCAGCACAGAGUGAGCUGGGGACUCAGAUUCUGGCAGAUUUUGAAGAAGCCUUUCCUGCUCAAGGCUCCAAGAGACCCGGUGGACCCAGUAAUGUCCUCAGAGAUGCCUGCCUGGUGGCAAAUGUACUCGACCCGCGCAUCAAACAGGAGAUUAUCAAAAAAUUUAUCAGGCAGCACCUCUCGGAGUAUCUGGUUCUCUUCCAGGAAAAUCAAGAUGUCGCCUGGCUGGAUAAGAUUGAUCGCCGCUAUGCUUGGAUCAAGCGACAGCUUGUAGACUACGAGGAAAAAUAUGGUCGCAUGUUUCCUGAAGAGUGGUGCAUGACGGAGCGAAUCGCUGUGGAGUUCUGCCACAUCACCAAGGUGGAACUAGCCAAGGUGAUGCGAACCCGGGCAAAGGAAAUUGAAGUGAAACUGCUUCUGUUCGCUAUCCAGAGGACGACAAACUUUGAGGGUUUGCUGGCCAAGCGCUUCACAGGAUGCACCUUAACGGAUAAACCUGGGCAGCAGAAGAGACCAGAUAGCCCACUAGAUCAAACUAACCCAUUUUUAGAGGACGAUCCGGGAGAAGAUGUGGGAUCAGAAAAGGAUGAAGAUCUUGCUAAGCCGAGGAAGCCCAAAGCUCCCGACAAUCCAUUCCAUGGCAUUAUCUCCAAGUGUUUUGAGCCUCAUCUCUACGUCUACAUUGAGUCCCAAGACAAGAACCUUGGGGAAUUGAUUGACCGUUUUGUGGCUGAUUUCCGAGCACAAGGCCCACCCAAGGCAGGGACCGAGGAGGGUGGCGCAGUGCUGCCCAGCUGUGCCGACCUCUUCGUUUACUACAAGAAGUGCAUGGUCCAGUGUUCCCAACUGAGCACAGGCGAACCCAUGAUCGCCCUCACAACAAUCUUCCAGAAGUUCCUCAGAGAGUACGCCUGGAAAAUCCUUUCUGGCAACUUGCCAAAAUCCAGCAGUAACAGCGGGGGUCUCACCAUCACCAGCCUGCUGAAGGAAAAAGAAGGCUAUGAGGCAGCGAAGUUCAAUGUCGAUGAGCUCUGCCUGAUCUGCAGCAUCCUUGGUACUGCAGAAUACUGUCUGGCUACCACACAACAGCUGGAGGAGAAGCUGAAGGAAAAAGUAGAUAAGGUCCUGGUGGAGAGAAUAAAUCUGACCGGGGAGAUGGACACUUUCAGCACUGUGAUCUCAAACAGUAUCCAGCUGCUGGUUCAGGAUCUCGAUGCUGCCUGCGAUCCCGCUCUGAGUGCUAUGAGCAAGAUGCCGUGGCAGAGUGUGGAGCAUGUGGGUGACCAGAGUCCUUACGUCACAUCAAUCAUCAUGCACAUUAAGCAAAACGUGCCCAUCAUCAGAGACAACCUUGCCUCAACUCGAAAAUACUUCACACAGUUUUGCAUCAAAUUUACAAACUCUUUCAUUCCUAAAUUUAUUAACCACUUGUUCAGAUGUAAGCCUAUCAGCAUGGUGGGAGCCGAGCAGCUCCUCCUGGAUACACACUCCCUGAAGACAGUUUUGUUGGAUCUUCCAUCCAUAGGCUCCCAGGUCCUCAGAAAGGCACCUGCCAGUUAUACCAAGAUUGUAGUGAAAGGCAUGACGCGUGCAGAGAUGAUACUUAAGGUGGUGAUGGCCCCACACGAACCACCAGUGGUGUUUGUUGAUAACUACAUCAAACUUUUGGCUGAUGGGAACCCAGAGACCUUCCAAAAGAUUUUGGAUAUGAAGGGUCUGAAGCGCAGCGAACAAAGCAGCAUGCUGGAGCUCUUCAGGCAGAGGUUACCCACUCCACCCUCGGGAUCUGACAGCGGCCCAUCCCUGUCCUUCAGUGCCCCCACCCCAGAGCAAGAGUCGUCUCGUAUCCGCAAGCUGGAGAAGCUCAUCAAAAAGAGACUGUGAAGAGACUCAGAUCUUGAUCCUAACAGGCGCUGCCGGCGCCUUCAGGUGUUUUGCAGUAACGCAUCUCAAAGACUUCAUUAGACUCGAUUCAGUUAGAGAGGAGAGCUACAAAAAGAGGAAAAACUUGACUAAACUUUCUAAGUGAUGGUCUCACACAACCCAUCCGAUGCUUGGUUAUGAAGAAACUUCCUCAACGGUUUGUUGCUGUUGCACACGUCCUGUAUUUCUGUAAAUUUCCACCGUUGUUUCUGUGACACUAACGUCAAUGAUCUCAGAUUGCCUAAAGUACUAUUGCUGAUUAAAUUCUGCUCAGAGUGUCUCCUGCUGCUCCUUAAUGUACCUAAUCAUGGAUGAUCCUAAGAUGUUAAUUAAAUUUACUGUUUCUGAAUAUUAAGAAGAGGAUGGUGUAUAUUUGUAAGAACUGCUCAAGCAUGAAGAAGAGUGGAUUGAAAUAUUAUUUGUGUCAUCUUUAAAGGGGACUUUUCUCUCGGGUGUUGAUGUUGUUGAAAGAGCAGUGGCCUGUAAUCAUCACAUACGUCUGACAGAUCUGCUGUUUCAGUGAGCAGACGAUCACGACGAUCACAUGCAAUGUCUUGCAAAUUUAUUCGUAGCCUUUCAACUUAUUCAUAUUCUGUCACCCUUCCUGUUUCAAACUCAUAUUUAAGUUAUUUCGAUCAACAUAAAGUAGUACGUGACUGUGAUGUGGAAGGAAAAUAUUAAUGCUUUUCAUAAUUGAAAGUCUGAAAAUUGUGCCGUGCGUUUGUUUGCAGCCUACUCUGAUACCCCUGGAUAAAAUCUAUUGCAAUCAGUUUCUUAAUGGUGUCCAGGCGUGCGUGUUUUAAUUUAUAUAAAUAGCUAUUGCUGGAAGGUUUGUUAAAGAAUAUUGACAGGAAAGGGGAUGCAAAUGAUUGUAUGAAUUUUCAGUUUUUUUUCUAUGCGAAUAAAACAUAUUACUUCCACUUCUUAA
Gambusia affinis (western mosquitofish) is the source of this 3539-nucleotide messenger RNA. It is a transcript of the gene vps53, whose product is annotated as VPS53 subunit of GARP complex. Gene Ontology annotation, biological process: retrograde transport, endosome to Golgi. NCBI's taxonomy places the organism in Eukaryota, Metazoa, Chordata, Actinopteri, Cyprinodontiformes, Poeciliidae. Gene Ontology annotation, cellular component: GARP complex. Bases 74 to 2572 code for a protein of 832 amino acids. The transcript has 22 exons. The record is from RefSeq and is a predicted model, not a curated record.